AUGAUGGAGAGGAUAAGAAAAGAGAUGAUCCUGAUGGAGCGGGGUCUACACAGCCCAGUGGCCGGGAAGAGGCUAUCCAAUCUGUCGGACUCGAAUGGAAACACGGUGUUGGAGGCCCUGGAAAAUUCCCAACACAGUGGCCGCCUAAGCCCACGACUAACCUCCGGCUCGCUGCACGGGAGUCUUGGGGAUAUCCCCACGAAAGGGAAAUUCGAAAUCGACAGUUUGUUCGCCCCACACCACGAUACCUCGUCCACAGAGAUAUCCUCCUCAGAAAACAGGAAGAAAAUGAGCAUGUACGCAGAAGUUUCUCCAGACUCCGAUAUUAACAGUGAUGUUGAAGUGGGAUGCCCAUCUCAUCGCUCCCCGGGCAGUGUGAGCCAACACAAGGAAAAUAAUAAAGGAUAUUCAGACAGAGACUCUGGGGCAUCAAACAGCUCAUCCAUGUCCAACAUGAACGGUAACUCGAUUGGAAGCUCCAACAGCUCAAACGCGGACCAGGUGAGAAGGUACCGAACGGCGUUUACGAGGGAACAGAUUGGCAGGCUGGAGAAGGAGUUUUACAGGGAAAAUUAUGUUUCGAGACCGAGGAGAUGUGAACUGGCUGCAGCGCUGAAUUUACCUGAAACUACAAUUAAGGUGUGGUUCCAAAACAGGAGGAUGAAGGAUAAGAGGCAGCGUUUGGCCAUGUCCUGGCCACAUCCAGCAGACCCCAGUUUCUACACCUAUAUGAUGACGCACGCCGCUGCCACCGGAAGUCUGCCAUACCCUUUCCAUUCCCACAUGCCUCUGCACUACUACCCGCACGUGGGUGUCACAGCGGCAGCCGCAGCAGCAGCAGCCAGCGGGGCCGCAUCGUCACCUUUCGCUACCUCCAUCCGCCCUCUCGAUACUUUCCGUGCACUCUCACAUCCCUACUCCCGCCCUGAGCUGCUGUGCAGCUUCAGGCAUCCGGGACUGUACCAGUCACCUGCAGGCCUCAAUAGCUCAGCGGCAGCAUCAGCAGCAGCGGCGGCAGCGGCGGCGGCAGCAGCUGUUAGCGCGCCCUCGGCCACCGGGCCUUGCUCGUGCCUCAGCUGCCACAGCAGUCAAGCGGCCAGUGCCCUGGGCUCGAGAAGUGCCAGCUCUGACUUUACGUGCACGGCCAGCCAGAGGUCCGAGAGUGGAUUUCUGCCAUACUCAGCUGCGGUGCUGAGCAAGACAGCGGUGCCAUCUCCUGAUCAAAGAGAAGAGAGCUCUCUCAACAGAUAA
Molecule: messenger RNA, 1251 nt
Organism: Engraulis encrasicolus (European anchovy)
Lineage: Eukaryota; Metazoa; Chordata; Actinopteri; Clupeiformes; Engraulidae
Gene: evx2
Product: even-skipped homeobox 2
Exons: 3
Coding region: 1-1251 (416 amino acids)
Biological process (GO): regulation of transcription by RNA polymerase II
Cellular component (GO): nucleus
Molecular function (GO): DNA-binding transcription factor activity, RNA polymerase II-specific; RNA polymerase II cis-regulatory region sequence-specific DNA binding
Source: RefSeq, a predicted model, not a curated record